Messenger RNA from Diprion similis, 9012 nucleotides. Its product is annotated as plexin-A4. Gene Ontology annotation, molecular function: semaphorin receptor activity; protein binding. The record is from RefSeq and is a predicted model, not a curated record. Gene Ontology annotation, biological process: sensory neuron axon guidance; regulation of GTPase activity; negative regulation of cell adhesion. Gene Ontology annotation, cellular component: semaphorin receptor complex. The transcript has 12 exons. Bases 2700 to 8459 code for a protein of 1919 amino acids. NCBI's taxonomy places the organism in Eukaryota, Metazoa, Arthropoda, Insecta, Hymenoptera, Diprionidae.
ACGCGUAGGUGGGAGUAGCGGCAGUAGCUGUAGGGGACUGGGGAGCGAAGCGAGUCGCGCAAGUGCGUCCGUCCGCGUCGGUACCGAAAAAUUAGUAGCGAGAGAAAAUCCGGGCGAAAGGUAACCUGGACAGUAGAACGUAACAUAAAGAAUCGUAUCUAGAGGAACGCGAGGUUAGUCGGAAGUAAAAAAGGAUAUAAAAUUGGAGGUGACAAAUUCCUGGUGGAUAAGUGUAAGACAGAUGAACGUGAGCGGAUGAUAUCCGCGCGAAAGGAAGAUAUAAAACAAAAGAAGGAAAGGAACAGGGCACGCACAGUGGAGGGAUAUCGACGACACAAGGCGGCGACGUGAACAAAUCGCACUUCUAUAGAAGAGGUUUCAUCCAUCUCUAAUAUCUCUGUCUCUAUAUAUUUUGUGUAUGUACGUAUACCUGUGUGUAUAUAUAGGUAUAUAUUUACGCGAGAGGAUCGACCAACUGUCACAUUGGUCGCCAUUUUAUUAAUCUGGUAGCGCCGACCACCGCUCUUCGAGCUGCUGCUGCUGUUGAUGCAGCGCGUGUCUUCUUCUCUUAUGCUUCCUUCCUGAUGUCGAAUAGGAGAAGACAGCAGCAGGGCGCGACCGAAAAACUGGCCGACGGUGGUGUGCGGUGAAAAUAAUAAAUAAACCCGUGUAUCCUCCGCGAGAAGGAGAGCCAACCAACCAACCAACCAACCAACCAGCCAGCCAGCCUGUCGGGGUGUAAAGGUGGUGCUGCGCAUACCGCUGACAACGACGAGUACGGACAAUGAGGAGAAUAUAACCAACAGUAGUUGAUGAAUAAAGACGGCGAGUCGUGUUGCGCCCGUGGCGUCGUUGAGUAGAGAGAAAAGUAGAGAAGAGAAGAUCGAGGAGGAGGAGACGGCACAGUGCAUAUAGGCUUCGAGUGUUUUCUUUUGUGAGUGUGAUAUUCUACGUGUGUUUGUUACGUGUGGUAUGUGUGUGUUUUGUGCAUACGCGUUUGUUGUUUCGCCUUCUACGUAUAAUUAUACACUACUUGUGCGUUCACUCGUACAGUUCCUGCAUGUAUGCACACCUCUCGCUCUCUCGACCUGGAUUAGUAACUGAUCUCCCGUAGUAGUAAGGAUAAGGAACCGGAGGCGGCGAAGCCUUGAGUCAGUGAGCAAACCGAGCAGUGAGUGAGUCGAUCGUCAUUCUCGUCUAGCGUGUCUACCAUCCUAUACCACCCCCCGUGCCGUUAGAGAGUGUAUUUCUCACGAGGUUUCUUUUAGUUCAUGGUCCUCGCUUGUGCCAUAGAGGAUACACACGCGCACAGACACACGCCAAGAUGUGCAUGCCUGUAGGACAAAAGAUAAUCUGCAACUAGUGUUCCUCCAUCUUGUAAACAAGUGAAGUGAGGAAGAAAAUAAAAGACAAGCUGGAACCGCGCGCAGUUCGAAUAACCACGAGAAGUGAUAACAUGCGAUAGGAGGAAUAUUUGACUCGUCCGUGAUAUCCAUCCUCCUCCUAAUCGCGGUUGUGGUCACAAUACCGUUUGUAAACGACGAGGUGCAUCGUCGUCGAGGAAUUCUCUCAAAGAAGCGAGGAAAGAAGAAAUUGAGGAGAGGGAAUUUUUGGGUGGGUGUACACCUGGGGGAUCGGGGGCGGCCACCACCGCCAUGCCUUGCGAUAGUUUAGACAACAAUCAACAUCCGUGCAGGAACAACGUCGGGGGUUUCGAUAAGAUUAUUUCGCAGGCCAGCGAACGGUGUACAAGGUGGUACGAGACGAGAUACGAAUUGCUCUGUGCCUGAUCUAGAACGUAGGAGAAAUCCGUAUCGCUGUUAACGCCGGCUUAGCGUCGAGGCGAGAGGAAGGAAGUAGUAGGUAUUUAAUAGAUGAGAAGAAAGUGACGAGGAGAAAAGGAAAAGGAGAAUAAAGAAAACACGAACAAUUUAAAUACUUAAGGGUAGUAGUUAGAUAGGACACUGCGAAAAAGAAUUCUGGGAGUUUACCACAAGUAUAUUAUACAAUUAAAAUAAUUGAUAAUUCAAAGAAAAGAUAAAAAAAAAAAAAAAAAACAACAACAACAAAUGAAGAAGUGUAUAAAGUAUUAUACUGUAAUAGUUACCUAGAUAGACACGAAAGGGGAAACAAAUGUGAACGUAAAAACGAGGAAUUUAUAUAUCUGCAAAGAGAGGAUCUAGAAAGAAAAAAGAGAAGAAGAAAAAAAAAAGGAACAAGAAUAAUCACGAACCAGCGGAACUCCUAAACGACUAAUAAUAGUAAUAGUAAUUAAACGCGAUAACGAUGCAACAAAUUAGUGGCGUGAAAACGAUGUUGGUUUUCUAUCGGCGUAACUUCUAGUGGAAAACUCACCGAACGAAGUUGUUAAUCGACAAACCUAAGAAGAUAACGAAAAGGAACCAGCAUAGGACUGCGACGAAAGGAAGGAAAAAGGAAAAAGUCUCAAUUUCGAAACCAACGUCGUCAUCAUCGGUGCGAUAAAAACCGCGUCAAGACCUAAAAAUCGUGAAUCAACGGUAAACAAGAAGCGUGAAGACCCGAAGAGGCGAAGAAAAACAAGGAAAAGUCUUAAGCGCGAGGCGAAAGUGACAAGAAGAAGGAGCGAGAGAUCCCUGCGCGAGUUGGGCGUCUUGCAUAAAAGUUAGUGGUGGCGUCUCUGGGACGUCACUGCACAAGACUACCCUCAGUGUGCGAGAAUGUUACCACGAGGAGUGAGGGCGUUACUCGCCCUGCUGGUACUCUCGGCGUCGACGAGGGCGUCGAGGAGCACGCCCGCGGACAUAGUGCACACGUUCGCCGACCCUGAAGUCGAGCGUCUGAACCACCUGGUGGUGGACAAGAACACGGGGCGAGUGUUCGUGGGUGGUGUGAACCGUCUGUACCAGCUGUCGCCGGACCUGGACCUGGUGGUGAAGGAGGUUACGGGACCGAAGAACGACUCGAACGACUGUUCGAUGAUCGACUGUCCGGCCGGCGUGGUCAAGAAGUUGACCGACAACGUGAACAAGGCUCUGGUCAUCGACUACACGACGACGAGACUGAUAUCGUGCGGCAGUCUGUUCCAGGGGAUGUGCACGGUCCGGAAUCUCCACAACAUAUCGGACGUUGCUCAGGAGGUGCGGGAGGCCGUCGUCGCCAACAACGCGACCGCAUCGACGGUAGCCUUCAUCGCACCGGGUCCUCCGAACCCGCCGGUCUCCCAGGUCAUGUACGUCGGCGUGACCUACACCGCGAAUUCGCCUUACAGGUCCGAAGUCCCAGCGGUUAGCUCGAGAUCACUGGAUAAAGAGCGGAUGCUCGUGAUCGCCGAGACGGCGGUGACGACCGGGACGAGAAUGUUCGUCAACUCUUUGGCCAGAGAACGGUUCCCCAUAAACUACGUACACGGUUUCAGCAGCGAGGGUUUCAGCUACUUCCUCACCACUCAGCCGAAGAGCACCGCCACUGGAAGCGAGUUCAUUUCCAAGCUGGUGCGCGUCUGUCACGACGAUCAGAACUACUACUCGUACACCGAGAUACCGAUCGACUGCACGAACGAGCUGAGGAAGUACAACCUCGUCCAGGCGGCUUACGCCGGCAAGGCUGGGUCCGACCUUGCCGGACACCUCGGCAUCACCGCCCAGGACGACGUACUCUUCGCCGUUUUCUCCGAGAGCAACGCCACCACCAACAGGCCGUCGUCCAAGUCCGCGCUCUGCGUCUACUCCCUAAAAGCCAUCAGGAGAAAGUUCAUGUCGAAUAUUCAACACUGCUUCGCCGGGCAGGGGCAGCGGGGAUUGGACUUUAUAUCGCCAAGUCAUCAGUGCGUUCCUACGAAACUGCAGACUAUCGCUGAAGACUUUUGCGGUCUUGAUGUCAACACGCCUCUCGGAGGCCAGGAUCCUAUAGCUGCUUUACCGGUCCUUGCUUUCGAGGAGCAUCUUACUGCCGUUGCUGCAACAUCGACCGGCGAUUACACCGUUGUCUUUGUCGGCACUAGCGAUGGCCAUCUCAAGAAAGUCGUCGUUGAGAGUGCGACCUCGGCUCAGAAGUAUGGUGACCUUGAGGUGGAUCCGAAAUCCCCCGUGAAUUCGGACCUACAUUUUGACUCGCAGCUUAUGCAUCUCUACGUGAUGACGCAGCGCAAGGUGUCCAAAGUCAAAGUUCAGGAAUGUUCGGUGUACAAGACGUGCUGGGACUGCUUGGAGGCCAAGGAUCCUUACUGCGGCUGGUGCUCGCUGGAGAACAAGUGCAACCUGAGAAGCGACUGUCAGGAUGCAGCCACCGACCCCUUGUACUGGAUUUCGUACAAGAGCGGUAGGUGCACGACCAUAGCAAGCGUCACUCCGAAUCAGUUGCAAAGAACGACUGCCAGGACCCUGGAUCUGGUGAUAGAGAACCUUCCGACACUCCCGGGACAGUUUCUCUGCGCGUUCUCGGCCCUCGACAAAACCCUCAUAACAAAUGCUACCCGAAAAUCGUACGGCGUUAAUUGCACCACUCCAAGGACCGAUCUGCUGCCGUCGAUACCUCAAGCCGAGCACCACUUCACGGCUAGAUUAUCCGUCCGAAUGACCAGCGGACCCGACCUCGUUGCCACAAAUUUUACCUUCUUUGACUGCAACACGUACAGCUCUUGUACCCAGUGCGUUUCAUCGAGCUUCCCCUGCGACUGGUGCGUCGAUGGUCACAGAUGCACUCACGACACUGCCGAGAAUUGUCGCAAUGACAUUUUGGUCACCGGAGUCAGCAGAAUCGGCCCGAGUUAUAGAAGUGGACCAGGUUUUUGUCCAACUAUAAACGCCACGGAUUCUAAAGAAAUACUCGUCUCGUCUGGAAUAAAGAAAAAUAUCCGUGUCAAAGUGCAUAUCAUUGGGCAAUUCAUCGUGCAAACGAGGUUCGUCUGUCAGUUCAACAUCGAAGGACGUGUAACGAGCGUUAACGCACAACUUUUAGCAGACACGAUAUAUUGCGACUCGACUGAGUUCUCGUACACGUCAAGGGCGCCGAACAUCACGGUUCCUUUCGCGGUGAUAUGGGGAGGCUCGAAGCCUCUGGAUAAUCCCGACAACAUUCACGUUGUCAUAUACCGUUGCAAGGAUAUGGCUGACAACUGUGGCAUGUGUUUGGCUCUCGCCCAAAAGUACGGAUGUGGCUGGUGUCAAAGCUCCGAUAAGUGCGAGGUGAAAGAGCAGUGCAACAAUCGAGGUUCGGGCGUUUGGUUAAACAGAAAUGAAACCUGCCCAAACCCAAAGAUUCUGUCGUUCGAGCCGCAGCUUGGGCCAUGGGAAGGAGGUACCAAUGUAACGAUACGAGGAAUAAAUUUGGGCAAAACAUUUGCCGAUAUAUACGCUGGAGCGACGAUUGCCGGACUUCCGUGCGAGCCUUACCCUGAACUCUACGUCAGGACAAAACAGAUUGUAUGCAGAGUCGACGGGCCUGGUACUCCUCAGGAGCGAAAGGGACCCGUGAUAGUCAAGAUAGAGGAUUUUCGCGGCUACUCGGACGUCAACUUCGAAUUCGUCGACCCUGUUAUCGAGUCCAUAUCGCCUAAGUAUGGCCCUCGGAGUGGUGGGACCGUCAUCAGGAUAACAGGACGUUACAUGAACGCCGGAAGCAGGAUACUCGCCUUCAUAGACAAGCUACCGUGCUCCAUAAUAAGCGCCGAGGCCAACGAGACCCUCUGCAUGACCAGCGCCAGUAACACCACCCGCAGCGGUGUGCUAAGGAUGCAGUUUGACAGCGGAGUUAGACAGUACAACGGCGUUUUCGAAUACGUCGACGAUCCUACGAUAGAAUCCGUCGAGAGUGGCGUUCCGGGACAGGUCAAAAUACCCAAGGGGAUUCCUGCCGGUGGUAUUAAGAUAUCGGUAAUUGGAAAGAACCUUGGCUACGUGCAAAAUCCUCAGAUGUAUGUCUACUACGACGACAAAAUGUUCGUCUCUCAGUGCGCUACGUUCAGCCAUACAAACAUGAUUUGUAAUUCGCCCGCCGUCGAAGUAUCCGAAGACACUCACCUGGACGCUGAACAUCCACUGCAGCUGGAGUACGGAUUCCGCAUGGACAAUGUCACGGGCGUACAGAACCUCUCCGCUAAUGGGCACAAGGAUUUCCUGCUUUACCCAAAUCCUGUGUACGACGUGUUCGAGGAGGAAGUGAAGUACUACAAAAGUGACUAUCUCAACAUAAACGGACAGCACUUGGACCGCGCGUGUCAGGAGUCGGACGUGACUGUCCAGAUCGGCAACUCCUUCUGCAACGUGACGUCCCUAUCGAGACAACAGCUAACAUGUCGCCCGCCACCGCUUCAGCCUCCAGCCUUGGACAACACGGGUCUUGCGAACAAGCAGGAACUUCCAGAGGUGAUUGUAGUCGUCGGAGGUGGGCUGAAGUACAAAAUUGGGAAGCUCAGCUACGCCUCGCCGACCGGGAUUAACGGGUCUUUAUCCAGACCCGCAAUGUACGGAGUUUCAGCGGCCAUAGUGAUCCUGUUGUUCAUUUUCACCGCGUUCCUCGUUGCUUACCGCAGGAAAUCAACGGAGAGCAACAGAGUGCUCAAAAAUAUGCAGGAGCAAAUGGAUAUCCUUGAACUCAGGGUCGCCGCCGAGUGCAAGGAGGCCUUUGCCGAGCUGCAGACCGAGAUGACGGAUUUGACCGGCGAUCUGACCAGCGGCGGCAUUCCGUUCCUUGACUACAGAACUUACGCCAUGAAAAUACUCUUCCCUAAUAUCGACGACCACGUCGUCCUGCAGAGAGAGAGACCUGAACUUAUGAGAAAAGAAAAGGGACUCAGAUUGUUCGGGCAGCUGAUCAUGAACAAAACAUUCUUACUGCUCUUCAUUAGGACCCUCGAAAGUAAUAGAUACUUCUCGAUGAGGGAUCGAGUCAAUGUCGCCAGCCUUAUAAUGGUCACGCUUCAAAGCAAAAUGGAAUACUGUACAGACAUUCUCAAAACACUCUUAGCCGAACUUAUCGAAAAGUGCAUGGAAGGAAAAAGUCAUCCGAAGUUACUUUUGAGACGGACUGAGAGCGUCGCCGAAAAAAUGCUCUCCGCAUGGUUUACUUUUCUUCUUUACAAAUUCUUGAGAGAAUGCGCCGGCGAGCCGCUGUACAUGCUAUUCAGAGGUAUGAAGCAGCAGGUGGACAAGGGACCGGUGGAUGCGAUUACAUCAGAGGCUCGCUACUCAUUGUCGGAAGAAAAAUUAAUUCGCCAGUCUAUCGACUUCAAGGCAAUGACCGCCUACGUGUCGAUAUCCCAGCAAACUGUAUUUGUCAGUGGAUUGGAUCCAAAUACCGAGAACGUCGCGGUGAAGGUUUUGGACUGUGACACGAUAUCCCAAGUGAAAGAGAAGGCAUUGGACACGAUAUACAGAGCCACGCCGUACAGUCAGAGACCGCGAAAAGACGACCUGGAUCUCGUUUUUCAUCGUUUGUUAUCCGCAGAAUGGCGCACCGGCACGUCGGGCAGAUUGAUACUGUACGACGACGACUCGACGACAAAGGCUGAGGGAGAUUGGAAAAAGAGGAACACGCUCAACCACUACAGAGUGCCGGAUGGCGCGUCUCUGAAUCUAGUCUCGAAACAGUCGUCCCUCUACAACAUCUCGAUACUCUCGGAGAAAACUGACAAGUCUCACAAAUAUGAAACACUGAAUCUCAGCAAAUUCAGCUCCGCCAGUCCUCCGUUGUCCCGUGCUACUUCGCCGCUGAACCAUGAUCACGACAGCGGAAUAAAGUACUGGCAUCUCGUCAAGCAUCAUGACACAGAUGCUCAGAAGGAGGGCGAGCGUGGUAACAAAAUGGUCUCGGAAAUAUACCUGACGAGGCUACUCGCGACCAAGGGUACCCUCCAAAAGUUCGUCGACGAUCUGUUUGAGACCAUAUUCAGCACCGCGCAUCGGGGGUCCGCUCUUCCCCUUGCGAUAAAAUACAUGUUCGAUUUCCUCGACGAUCAAGCUCUGCUUCACGGCAUAUCAGACCCCGAGGUCGUACACACGUGGAAGAGCAAUUCCCUGCCCCUCAGAUUUUGGGUCAAUCUUAUCAAGAAUCCAAACUUCGUAUUCGAUAUUCAUAAAUCGAACAUCGUUGACUCUUGCUUAUCCGUCGUCGCCCAGACCUUCAUGGACAGUUGCUCAACGUCGGACCAUAGAUUAGGUAAAGACUCGCCGAGUUCCAAGCUAUUAUACGCAAAAGACAUUCCAGGGUACAAAGAAUGGGUGGAUCGAUAUUAUUCCGAUAUUAAAAUUAUGCCCGCAAUCUCUGAUCAAGAUAUGAACGCUAUGCUGGCCGAAGAAUCUAGACUGCACUCGACAGAAUUCAACACGAACUGCGCACUCUACGAGUUGUACACAUACGCGGUAAAAUACAACGAACAAUUAAUCGUAACGUUGGAGGAAGACGAGUUUUCGCAGAAGCAGAGGUUGGCCUACAAGCUCGAGCAAGUGCACAACAUAAUGGCAGCGGAGGGAAAUCCCUGAUGUCUCGCUAACCAUGUCGAUAGUACAACAACGUUCACUAGAUCUCGCCAGGAUUUGCCGUGCUGAGUUAUAUUAAAUAGGUAUAUUAAAUUAAAUUAAAUUCAAUUGAUUGAAACAAAACGGAAGGAAAAGAAAGAAGAAAAGAAAAUAAAAAACGCUUUCGAUUCACGCGAGAUAAAUCCGACGAAACUGGCAGCUGGAGCCUUCGGCGAGCCUCGACCUGACAGGCUGAUGGCACCUCUUCUGCACCUUUUACUCCAGUGUUGAUGACAUCGUCGGGAGACAAUGUCAUCUCGGCUAACACUUGACCUCAAGUAUCAAAGGUGUAUGUUUAAUAUUGUGCUUGAGGUAACGAGAAGUGUGUUACUAAACGAUUAUUACGAAGAAGAUGAUAAUGAUGAUGAUGAUGAUGAUGGAUAAUGGAUAAUUAAGCUGCAAUUUUCACCGCUGCGUAAUUCGAUAUUACGUAAUGUAAAUAACAUGUAAUGAUUAUGAAAAUUCAGGGGCGUCUGUAAAUCGCAUUAUAAUAUCGCGAUCAUGUAACACACAAAAG